ACUAUUUGGCUCUUUAUGAGUUUACCGAAUGUGGCCAUCAGUCACCGCGGUGGAGCGGACCCAUUGACGUCACUCGUCCGCCAUAUUUGUCCUCCUCUGGCCGUCGACGUCGGAGACAUGAGGGGAAUUCGAUCCUUAAACAAUCUCUCUAAGCGUUGCUAUGCAGCUGUCAGGCCAAGUGAAGCGCUGACUGAGUCCUACACGGGAUACCAGUCGUCCGGAGUGUCGCUGCCUGCUCCUCAAAAUGUCCAGGUGUCCAAGCUCCCAAACGGGUUGGUGAUAGCGUCCUUGGAGAACUACUCACCACUGUCCAGCGUGGGUGUGUUUGUGAAAGCGGGGAGUCGCUAUGAGUCUGUGGAGAACCAGGGUGUCGCUCAUGUGCUGCGGCUGGCUGCCAGCCUGACCACUAAAGGCGUUUCUGCCUUCAAGCUCUGCCGUGGCGUUGAAGCACUCGGAGCCAAUCUGAGUGCUGCGCUGUCCCGAGAAACCAUGGUCUACACCGCACGCUGCUUUAGAGAUGACCUAGAUAACAUUUUGGAGUAUUUGGUCAACGUGACCACGGCACAGGAGUUCAGGCCCUGGGAGGUGUGUGACCUGACAUCCAGGGUGAUUGCCGACAAGGAUCGGGCCAAGCGAGCUCCUCAGCUAGGUGUGAUUGAGAGGUUGCAUGAAGCGGCCUAUAAAAACACCCUGUCCAACUCGCUGUACUGCCCAGAGCACAUGGUCGGAAAAGUCUCUCCUCAGCAACUGCACUCAUUUGUGGAGGACCAUUUCACCACCGGCCGAAUGGCUGUCGUAGGGCUCGGAGUAAAGCACUCUGACCUGACAGAGCUGAGCGAGAGGUUCCUCAGUGUCCGCAGUGGGGCUGGAGCGCCACUCGUUCAAGCGACUUACCGUGGCGGUGAGCUUCGUGUUCAGAACCAGGACAGCCAGGUUCAUGUGCUGGUUGUCAGCGAAGGCGGCGUGGCGGGCGGCAUGGAGGCCACCGCCUUUGCCGUGCUGCAAAAGAUCCUGGGAGUUGAACCACGCGUUAAGCGGGGCACUGGCAUCACCAGUAAACUGAGCCAGGGCAUCACCAAGGCUUCAGCCUUCAACGCCUCAUAUUCCGACUCGGGUCUGUUUGGCGUCUACACCAUCUCGCAAGCGAACGUCGCCAGAGAUGCCAUCAAAGUGGCCAUCGCUCAAGUGGGCAGCGUGGCCGAGGGCACCGUGACAGAGGAUGACAUCACAAGAGCAAAGAUUCAGGCCAAAGUGGAUUAUCUGCUGACAACUGAGAGCUCGGACGGCCUGAUGGCCGAGAUUGGCGCUCAGGCCCUGGAGACCGCAGCGUACCGACCGCCCGAGGCGGUUUUCCAAGCCAUCGAUGCCAUCACCCGGGAACAUGUGGUCAAGGCUGCAAGAAAAUUUAUGGCCGGCAAGAAGACAAUGGCAGCUCGUGGACAUCUUAUCAAUACCCCUUUUCUGGACGAGUUAUGAAAAACGUCUGCUCUAUUAAAUAAGAAACGCUUAAAGCCCACAGCUUCCUGCUGCGACUCAUUUUGUAUGACCGGCCAUUUACAGUGUAUCCAACAGCAGUAUCAUCACCUCCCCCCCUCCCCUUUCCAAAAAAGGGAGGAGCCCCAGACCAUGACGCUCCCACCACCAUGCUUGACUGUAGGCAAGACACACUUGUCUUUGUACUCUUCACCUGGUUGCCACCACACACGCUGGACACAAAAUAUUGACAUUUGGGUCCAAUUUUGAUAUUUUCAGUUGGGGUGUACUCACUUUUGUUGCCAGCAUUUUACACGUUCAUUGUUGUAUUUUGAGUUACUUUGAAGUAACAAUACAUUUACUUUGCUAUCCAAGCUCUACAGUGACUACUUAACAUUGUCUCAAAGUGUCAUUUCUUCAGUGUUGUCCCAUGACAAGAUAUAAUUAAAACAUUGCAGAAAUGA
Molecule: messenger RNA, 1937 nt
Organism: Syngnathus typhle (broad-nosed pipefish)
Lineage: Eukaryota; Metazoa; Chordata; Actinopteri; Syngnathiformes; Syngnathidae
Product: cytochrome b-c1 complex subunit 2, mitochondrial
Exons: 14
Coding region: 16-1476 (486 amino acids)
Biological process (GO): proteolysis
Cellular component (GO): mitochondrion
Molecular function (GO): metalloendopeptidase activity; metal ion binding
Source: RefSeq, a predicted model, not a curated record